This is a messenger RNA of Cryptomeria japonica (Japanese cedar), 1221 nucleotides long. RefSeq lists its product as uncharacterized. The coding region runs from base 62 to 976 and encodes 304 amino acids. Gene Ontology annotation, cellular component: cytoplasm. Lineage: Eukaryota; Viridiplantae; Streptophyta; Pinopsida; Cupressales; Cupressaceae. Gene Ontology annotation, molecular function: double-stranded RNA binding; tRNA binding; nucleotidyltransferase activity. The transcript is spliced from 4 exons. The record is from RefSeq and is a predicted model, not a curated record. Gene Ontology annotation, biological process: regulation of translational fidelity.
GCCCUACUAGGGGAAAGGUUUGUGAAUUAUAUGCCAUAUUUAUGGAGUUGAGUGGAGAACCAUGGCAAAAGUUUUAAGUAAUACUUGUUCACUAAUAGAUUUUGGAACGAAUCUUACAAGAGGGUUCACCGCUCAUGGAUUCCCUCGACGUUUCAAGCAAUUACACCACAACUGGCCUUUUCCAGUGCUUUCCAAUCGAUUCCUCUCAAGCACUCCCUUCUUAGCUAGGCUUCAACUGAGGAGCACAUCAUUUGAGGCUCAGGCGAGAAAGCUGCCUUGUUUUUUGGCAAUGGGGGAGCUUGGUCAAGAAGACAAAAAUAGCUUAAGUUUUCAAGGGGUUGUUCUGCCAGCUACUGAAAUUUAUGUGGAAAAGGCUGUUGAGGCCCUCAGAGCUGGGAAGGUGAUUGCUGUACCCACUGAUACUCUUUAUGGACUUGCCUGCGAUGCAUGUUCUUCAGCAGCAGUCCAAAAGAUAUAUGAAAUUAAAGGGCGCAGUAUUACAAGUCCUCUUGCAGUAUGUGUCUCUGACGUGCUGGAUGUUGACCGCUUUGCAAUAACCUCUCAUUUGCCAGAUGGGCUUCUUCAGUGUCUUCUUCCUGGGCCUGUCACUUUGGUUCUGGAUCGGGGCCAAGAAAGUUUGCUUGAGAAGUCCCUAAACCCUGGAAUAGAUACCAUAGGAAUCCGAAUACCAGAAUGUGACUUUAUACGAAUGAUAGCUCAAGAUUUUGGAAGUGCUCUUGCACUUACCAGUGCUAAUCAAAGUGGACACUCAAGUACAGUUUGCAUUGAAGAAUUUAAGCAGCUGUGGCAAGAAUGUGCUUAUAUUUUUGACGGAGGCCAACUUCCAGUUGGACGUGCAGGCUCAACAGUCAUAGAUCUGACCAGACCUAACUUGUACAAAAUACUUAGGCCUGGAAGUGCUUUGAAGGAGACGACACAAAUCCUUGAUAGAUUCGGUUGGAAAGAGACCAGCUAAGCAUGCUAGGUAGUACAAUAUGGAGCAAAUAUUCCCCUAUGUUGAACUUCUCUUGUAUAAUAUUUAUUAAAUUAAUGUUUUCUCAUCAUUGUUACAAUGUUUAUUGGCCAUGUUCCUCUGCAUCUAACUAUGCAUUUAGGCCAUCCAUUUGUUUCUCCAUAUUUCAAAUGGUUAGCCGUAAACAUUGAUUUCCUUAAUUUAUUAUUUUAUAUAAAUGAGCCAUUCUAAUGCUGCUAUCUUUGAUC